Molecule: messenger RNA, 7930 nt
Organism: Mycena citricolor
Lineage: Eukaryota; Fungi; Basidiomycota; Agaricomycetes; Agaricales; Mycenaceae
Source: the annotation of a GenBank genome assembly
AUUAGCUGUUCGACUUGAUUCUGAUCACCAUUAAGAUGUCUACCUCACAUCAUUAACAAAUGUCAAACGGUGUUGGUGACCAACAUCAUUCGGGCGUCAGACCGGGUCUGCGGUGUAGUAAUCCGCAACCGAACUCGCGUUGGCCUCCAAGGCUCCAACCGAUCGGAAGUUGGCGUAAGCGUUUGAACCCUACUUCACCAAACUAGCCUUCCGCCGCUCUAUCCAUGGCAUAAAUAGCACUGAGCAUGCAGAGCGCAAAAUAUUCGAAACCGCCAUGGCUGACGAAAAGAACUCACUCCCCAUGCCCAUGACGCCGAUCUCAGCGCCGAAGCCGACCAAGUCGACAAAGAGUCGCGUCCGAAACGCGUUACUCGCCGUCGUUACUCUGUCUUGUAUCGCGUGGCUGGUUGUCUCGCGUUCUGGCCUGUUCAACAGAUACCUCCGCGAAGCAAGCGUACAUGCAAUGAAGCUCAGCACCGGCUCUCGUAUGAACUGCCACCAGGCGGAUGUGCUCUUCCCACAGCGUCACGCCGACGUUUUGGAUACCAUCUCGGACCUGAUUGGGACUGACGAGUACCAAUCGAAGGUGUUGGAGUCCCAUGCAGAAGCCAUUCGGAUCCAGACUGAGGUUUACGAUGACAUGCGGCCAGUCGGUCUGGACGAUCGAUGGGAGGUGUUCCUGGAUCUCCACAAACAUCUUCACAGCGCGUAUCCGCUCUUGCAUGAUCAUUUGGAAAUGAAAACAGUGAACCAGUACGGACUGGUCUACACAUGGCAAGGGUCGGAUGAAUCGCUAGCCCCCAUUCUGCUCACGGCCCAUCAAGAUGUGGUUCCGGUCGACGAAGAGACAUUGGAUGAAUGGGAGCACCUUCCGUUUAGCGCGGACUAUGACGGUGAAUACGUUUGGGGCCGCGGGGCCUCUGACGACAAGAGCCGCCUCACCGCCGUUAUGAAUACGAUCGAAACCCUGGUCGAUACGGGUUUUCAUCCCUUGCGAACGAUUGUACUUUCGGUCGGUUUCGACGAACAGCUGUCUGGAGCUCAGGGAUCUGGAGCCAUCGCGACGGAACUGGAGGACACAUAUGGCGAUGACAUGCCGUUUGCGUUGAUCAUUGACGAGGGCGGGGCAUUCAGUGGCAAUGACAGAGAUGGCAUCUUUGCAUCGCCUGGUGUGGCUGAAAAGGGCUAUCUUGAUGUCGAAAUCGAAGUGACGUCCCCUGGUGGCCAUUCUUCGCGUCCUCCAGCCCACACCACCAUUGGAAUGCUGGCUGCGGCUAUCACCAAGUACGAAGAUAAUCCGUUCCCGCUCAACCUGGAUCGGGACUCGGCUCCCUACAAAAUGCUCCAGUGUCGUGCUCAGUAUUCUCCAUCCAUGCCCAGGCAAUUGAAGCAACUCAUUGAUCUCUCGCAAUUUUCUAACAUCGCACUGGCUGAAUUGGAGGAAAUCAUCUUCAGGGAAGAGACGUAUCGCCAACUGAUUGGGACAACUCAAGCCGUGGACGUCAUCCAGGGCGGUGUGAAGAGCAACUCGCUUCCCGGACAAGCCUCUGCCGUGGUCAACCAUCGGAUUUCGACCUCUAGUUCCGUGACUGAGACCAUGGAUCGCGACACCGCACUCUUGCAAGGUCUCGCUCGCAAGUUGAAUUUGAAUUUCGAUGCUUUCGGCAGGCAGAUCUCUACGGCCACCAUUCCUGCCCAAGGGACUUUGACGCUCGAAAUCGCUCGCGGAAACGCAAUGGAACCUGUCCCCCGAUCCCCUGUCAGUGGACGUGGUUCCGAGGCAUAUGAGAUUCUUGCCGGGAGUAUCAAGGCUGCUUUCAACGACUACCGUAGGCUGGACCAUCCCAACGCAGUUAUUGUUUCUCCUGGCCUCAGCACCGAGAACACCGGGAGCCGCUAUUACCGCAACCUAUCGCGCAACAUCUUCCGCUACAGUCACAAGAAUUCUGUCGGCAAUCAGCGUCCAUCGGGAGCUCACGGUGUCAAUGAAGUAAUCCGCGCGGAGAGUUUGUUUGAGAUGAUUCAAUUCUUUACCACGCUCAUCCUCAACGCGGACGAGUCAACCGAAAUCUAGUCUGUUUACCCUGUAUCAGAUAUUCAGUCACGUAAAAUCGGGAAAAUGAUGAUAAGAGACUCAGGGACGAUAAGAUAAACCAGUACGGAUCAGCGCGGAAUUCCAUGUCGAUCGAUGGGCGGCGGCGAAGGCGGCAGAACUAUAGUCAGCCGCUAUAUUCACACGACUCCAAGCAGCUAGCGCCGCAUAUCUGCAUUCGUCCCAUACCAUGGCGAGCGAGAAAUCCGCACUUCCCCUGCCCACCGGCACGGCCCCCGCGCCCAACUCGAGCUCCCGUCGCCGUAGCGCGCUCCUCGUCGCGGUCACCCUCGCGUGUGUCGCGUUCUCGUUCUUCUCGCACGCAGACACAAUCACGUCGCGUGUUUCUGCUGUCGCUGGAGAGCGCCUGGGGCUGCACCGCUACGAGGCAAGCUGCGCACAGGCGGGCGUGGUCACCCCGCAGCGCGGCGCGCCUUUGCUGGACGCCGUCGGGGACCUGCUCGCGACCGACGCGUUCCAGUCCAAGAUCAUCACUUGGCUGUCGGAGGCCGUCCAAGUCCCGACGGAGGUGUAUGAUGGUAUGCCUCCGCCUGGCCAAGACCCGCGAUGGGAGGUCUUUGGGCCUUUCCACGACUAUCUGCUGUCCGCUUUCCCACUUGUACACGAAACCUUGGCGCUAACGAAGGUCAACACCUACGGCCUGUUGUACCAGUGGGCUGGCUCGGAUUCUUCGCUUAAACCUAUCUUGUUCGCUGCCCACCAGGACGUCGUCCCUGUCGAGCCGCUUACAUACGAUGACUGGACUCACCCACCCUUCUCCGGACACUACGAUGGCAAAUACAUUUGGGGUCGCGGCAGCUCAGACGACAAGAGCGGUCUGAUCUCAAUUAUGGCCACGAUCGAGACCAUGAUAGCACAGGGUUUCAAACCAGCGCGGACCAUCGUCAUCGCCUUCGGUUUCGACGAAGAGGCGUCUGGACGACAGGGAGCCGGCGCUCUCGGUGAAGCGAUGGAAGAAAUCUACGGAAAGGAUCUGCCGUUUGCUUUCGUCGUCGACGAAGGGGGAGGAUUCGGCGGCGACGCUGAACAGGGUGUCUUUGCUAUGCCUGCUGUUGCUGAGAAGGGCUACCUGGAUGUCCAGCUGGAGCUCAACUCUCCGGGAGGCCACUCUUCCAUUCCGCCUGUUCACACCACCAUCGGUAUGCUUGCUGCAUUGAUCGUAAAAUACGAGGAGAACCCGUACCCUGCCACCUUGGAUCGCGACUCUGUGCCAUACCAGACUCUGCAAUGCAUGACUGAGUACUCCCCAAGUUACACUGAGGACUUCAAGAAGCUGGUUCGGCGCUCGCGGCAUUCCGACCGUGCCCUCAAAGAAGUGGAAGCGAUCGUUCUGGCGCAGCCGGUCCAGCGUGCGCUGAUUGGAACGACUCAAGCUGUGGAUAUCAUCCACGGUGGCGUCAAGAGCAACGCGCUUCCAGAACAGGCUGUGGCGCUUGUUAACCACCGGAUCUCGACGUCCAGCUCCGUGGGCGAGACCAUGGCACACGACACUGCUCUCUUGCAGGGCCUUGCUGAAGAGUUCAACUUGACAUACACGGCAUUCGGCAAGCUUAUCUCGGCAGCCAAUGCUCCUGCCUACGGAACCUUGACGUUGAAAGACGCCCAUGGAACUGCGCUGGAGCCGGCGCCCCGAUCACCUCUGAGCGGACCGGGUUCUGAGGCAUACCAGAUCCUCUCUGGAUCGAUCAAAGCCACUUUCAACGCGCACCGCGGUCUGGAUGACCCCAACGCCAUCAUCGUUGCCCCGGGCAUGAGCACCGGAAACACGGACACCCGGUACUACUGGAACCUUUCACACAGCAUCUUCCGAUACAACCACAACAAUGCCAUGGGCAAACGGGAGAUCCUUGGUGGAGCGCACACUGUAAAUGAAGCUGUUCUGGCAGAGUCUCUAUUUGAGAUGGUUCGCUUCUUUACUACUCUUAUCCUCAAUGCGGACGAGUCCACCGUUAUCUAGCCGCAAGUAUACAUGUACAUUCAAAAUUUGGCCUACUUGAAAACUAACUGAGGAAUCGCUGGACAUGAGCUAUGAUGAACUCUUCGUCUUGUUUAGUACCUCCUCCGCCACCCGCCAUAUGGCCCCAGAUGCUGUCAAUGACCUGCAUUUCUCCGCGCUGCAGAUCCUUCACUUCGGCGACAGAAUCUUCAGGAGGGAAAUAAGUGUCGGUUCGGGACGGCAUGACCAACGCCUUCGCUUUGAUUCGGGCAAGGGCCUGGGAUAGGUUUCCUCGGUCUGCUUCCGGGCCGAGUUUGGAGAUGUCCCCGUUCUGCCACGUGCGCAGGAUGCAGAGCAGAUCAUUAGCGUCCCAAACACCCAGUCCGCCCUCCCAGUCGACACGCAGGUACUCUUCCAGAUCGCGAUAACCGAGGGUUUCCCAGCACUUUUCGCGGAACCAAGCUUGCGAGAGGGCCCAGGCUGAGUACACCCGCGCAAAUGCACGCGUCCCACGGGUGGCCGGACUCUGAUAUUGGCCGUCGUGAAAGUCGACGGAGUUCACAAGAGCGGCUUUGGGGCCCUCGAGGAAGCAGUAGUUGUGCCAGCUUGUGCGAGCCGAGCCGGCCAACACCACGAUGCGUUCGACGAAGUCCGGAUACAUUGCCCCCAUGUAGUACGCCUGCUGGCCACCCAUGCUGAACCCGAUGUAUGCGGUCAGCUGGGUGAUCCCCAGGGCCUGGCAGAGCUGGUACUGCAGACGGAUGUUAUCCUCGUACGUUACGUGGGGGAAUCGCGCUCCGCUCAUCGCCUCCGGUGCAUUGGAGGGCGAGCUGGACUCGCCCCCGCCGAGCAACCCGCAGACGACCACGAAGUGGUCCUUGAGCGCUGCAGCGGGCUUGUCGUCGGUAGGAACAUAUAGGAAUGUCAGAGUGUUAUCCAGUUUGCCGCCGUAGCAUGUGGGAAUGAAAAUGGCUCGGGAAUCAGGAGUUCCGUACGUGCGGUAAGCGAGGGUGAAUGUAGCAUUGGAGGACGGAGCAGAUGCCUCAAGAUUGGGGUGCCCCACGUUCGUGAAAUAUCGGGUGGUCAUGGUGCAGGGAGAGAGUGCAGUCAAGAGUGCGGCGCAUCGCUGUCUCAGCUACUGGACCAGGAAGGAUAGCGAUUUCACACGUCCUAGCAGAUUGAGCGGUGACUAGAAGCCAAUUGAAGGAUGAUGACGACGUAGGUAGAGAGAGCACAUGCACACAUGAGUCCGAUAUCCCACCGGGCUACCGUCGCCCGUCGGGCUUGUCGGAUCUUGAUCAGCUAUCUUGAUCUAUCCCGCUUACCAUGCGAACCUCAGGAGGCGUCAGAAGAACACGGCAAACCCAACGCCGGAGUGCGAGAAGAGAUGACUAUGGUGUACGAGAACAAAGACAUCAGAGUAGCGAAGGCGUUCCGAUUACGAACCUGAUCGUCUGCCGCUCUCUUGAAGCAGAGGGCAUGGGAAAAGGCCAGAGAGGGCUGGAAGCGUCGGAAGAAAAAUGCUUUGACGUGCUGGAUCGAUGCUGUGCUCGUUUGACACACGCUGCCGGAAAAUACAUGUGUCGGGAUCCGGACCGUGCGUCGGUGACUCGGUGGAUACUCUCUAUCUCUCUUGUUUCUUCCACUCAUGCCCAAGAACUCUCUGUCUAUUCGACUCACAGAGAGUGCUGUGUUUCUUCGCACAGAUGAAAACAAUGCGCGCCGCCGUCGGAACCCUGCGCACGCUGCAGCACAAACCCCGACCUCUGUGCUUAGGGGCCUCUUGACGCUCUCUCUAGUCAAACCCACCAAGAUCAAGAGCAUAGACAUCCAAUUGCAAGCUCGAUCGUCGACUUCAUGGCCAGAAGGGGUCGGCGCAAGACAUGUCGACAUCCAAGAAGACCACAAACUGUUCACGCAGUCGAUUCAAUUCUUCCGCGCUGGUCCAGCGUCAAGGCGCACUGUUUCAGUUGGGCCUGGGCUUGAUACUUGGCAUAGUGACGAGUUUCCACAAGCCCAGUCGGCGAGGGACGCAACCCCAACACCCGAGGACUUCCCCCUGCCCACUCCAGCCCCUCGUCAAUUCAGUGUCGACUCGUCUUACUUCCAUCUGAACACCUCUUUCGAGCACGUUCCUGCCUACUCACCGGCAACACCACCACGUUCCAAUGGCAACACCCACGCUCGUCCGACCCCAUCCACAAGCCGUUCGAGGCUCGAGGAAGAUCCUGCCCACGCGCUUGAAGACUUUCGCAAUACUCUGAAUGCGAGCUUGACGCCGUCUCGAUCUCGAGGAGGCGAUAGAUCUCCAGGCACGAUGUCUUCAUUCUUCGACGCCGACCGUUCCUUGUCGCGGCGGCCAAGUAUAGACACCCUCGCUGAAGCUGACGAGGACGGGGCAACCACAAACGGUAGCUCAAGCCCAGUAGACCGUCGGGGGAGGCGAUCGCGUUUCAGCCUAGCGUCGGUGUCGAAUGUUCUGAAGGAAGCCGUGCGGUCGAGAUCGCCCCGGACGCAUGCUUCGAAAGAGCGCGAAGAGUCCAACCGGCGCGGGCGGCCGCGCGAAAAACUGGAGCGCUGGGAACCCACCCGAGACGCGAUCCUGCCCGUCAAGGAAGAGCCAAAGGACAAAGAUCAUGGCGAAAGCUGGAAAGAAUUCAAGAAAGGCACAUAUUCUUUUCCGAUAUCCUUCACUAUUCCUUCAACGGCGCCACCCACCAUCCAAUGCGACUAUGGGAAUGUCACAUGGCGCUUGAAGGCCAAUGUGCAUCGUCCGGGCGCUUUCACGACCAAGUUGCAAGCAGCACGUGAAGUCCUCGUGAUAGCUGCACCAGUCGAAGACGAGACCGAAGACACGGAAACUGUCGUUGUCGAAAGAUUCUGGGAACAGCAAAUGCAAUAUGUCGUUUCAAUCAAUGGAAGAAGUUUUCCAGUUGGAGGCAAAAUCCCCAUUUCGUUGAACUUUAUGCCUCUGGACAAGAUUAAAAUCCAUCGAAUCACUAUCAUGUUGGAAGGCGCGUACUUGACCCUGCUCACCUUUCUGUGUACCCAACCGUCAAUAGAAAAGGUCGAGUACCAGUCACAGGUGAAGAAGAUCAUACGGACCGAUCCACCGGCUCGUUUCGUACUGCUCCUCGUUAAAAACAACGAUGGUGGACCUAUUCUGCCCCUGUCUUCCAACUCUGGUGAUGCCUUGGAGCACUCGCCGCUGGUCGCAAUGAUGGACGCGGAAGAAGAUUUGUCCGAGUUGGCUUCGUCCUGGAUGGGGCCUGGCCCAUGGCAGUUCAACCGCGACCUGUCAUUGCCGGCAUCCUGUGCAUCAGUCCACUUCACGAACAAGAACAAAAGCGCCAAUAUCUGUGUCACCCAUAUGCUCAAGUUCAUGUUCCGAGUCGAACGUGGGGAUUCCGAGAUCGCCCUAGAUCCGAAAACAGGCAACCCGAAGUUGUUUGACAUCGUUGUCCAGACCCCAGUGCACAUCCUUUCGUGUCGAUGCAACCCGGAAUGGAUGUCGCUGCCUCAGUAUUCGUCCUCGUUCGAAGACCCCGCCGACGAGUUGCCGCCAUGUCCGUGUAAAGAGAGGCGCACGAAUCUCCGACGUGUCCACUCGACCGAUUCUUCCAGUUCGCAUGGAGAUCGGGCCCACGCAAGACAAUCUCUUCUCGCUCAGAAUACGCUUUUCGAGCGGCUCGUAUCUGGGCUGGAAAGCGAGGCAGGCGAAGCUCCCCCAGCCUACGCUUGAAGUGCAUUAUAGACUGUUUUUGAACUUUUGAUUAGCGGUACAGCAGAGAUGGGGUAGACAACUGGUUAUUAUAGGGUAAAAUGGCUUGCUUAAUCCUCGCUAUAGCACAAUAAGAUAAUGGACUUUUGAACGUUCGCAA